This is a messenger RNA of Choloepus didactylus (southern two-toed sloth), 6831 nucleotides long. It is a transcript of the gene SNAPC4, whose product is annotated as small nuclear RNA activating complex polypeptide 4. The record is from RefSeq and is a predicted model, not a curated record. The transcript is spliced from 24 exons. The coding region runs from base 2125 to 6558 and encodes 1477 amino acids. NCBI's taxonomy places the organism in Eukaryota, Metazoa, Chordata, Mammalia, Pilosa, Megalonychidae.
GGUCGCCCGGGCGACGGCGGCGGCGGACGCAGCCGCUGAGGCUCAGAUAAGUCAAGCGAGCGGUCCGAGGCCACACAGCCAGUCGGCGCAGUGCUGGGUCUCCACGCCUCUAACCGGUCCGCGGUCCCGAGGUGACGGGGCUUUCCUGGGCUUCUGGUUCAGCCCUUGGGGAGGCACCGCCUCCAGAGGAGCAGCCGAGUCAGGAUCCCGGGUGGAGUGGAUUGGGUUCGCCCACGGAGGAUCUCUGCAGAUGUGGCCCUUUGGGGUGGUCCCUUACACUCCCCCAGCAGUGAGGGUGUGGGGGCAGGUUGGUGUGGGCAAGGGGCAGCCCCAGAUGGCAGUGAAGCCGUAGGUUUGUGAGCAGGGAACAGGCUGGCUCAGGACUUGAACUUGUGACUCUGACCUCCUUCUUGCUGUUCCUUACCCGCCUGUGCCACCUGGGGAGGAGGGGGCAUGGAGGUUGGAAGCGAAGCAUCUCCUAAACAUGAAUUGCCUUUUCUCUUCAAAGCCAGGCUUCUAGAAAAGUCUCUCCUUUCUGUCCCACUUGGAGCAAAUGGCAUCUUUGAGCCUGCCAGUAGUUUGUUGCUGGUCUGCAGCUCUGCUUGGCUUUUGGCUGAGUUUGGUUUAUAAUAGUUUCAAGUAUAAACAAAGCACCUUCUCCAAGACCGAGGGGCACUGGGGUGCUGAUUGAGUUUCCCAGCACUGCCAUAGCUACCACGAACCGGGCGGCUUAAAAUAACAGAAACUGGUUGUCUCGGUUUGGGCAGCCUCAGGGCCAUGCUCCCUUCAAAACCUGGAGGGGAGAAUCCUUCUUUGUCUUUUCCAGCUUCUGGUGGCAGCUGGCAGGCCUGGGUUCCUUAACCUGUAAGCGCAUCGCUCUCAUCUCUGUCUCCAUCGUCGUGCAGCGUCCCCCCCGUGUGUGCCUGGCCAGUCUUCCCCUCCCACAGGGACAGCAGUCACACUGGAUUUGGGGCUCCCCCCACUUCAGUUUGGCCUCUUCUUGACUAAUCCCGUCUUCACCGACCCUGUUUCCACAUAAGGUCACGUUCUGAGGUCCUGGUGUUGGGACUUCAGCGCGUCUUUUGUGGGGACCCUGUGGGCGGGUGCUUUUGUCUUGUUCUGGCUGUGCCGCACCCACAGUGGCGGGGUGGGCGCGACCCCCUCUUUGGGUUUCCCUGCAUCCACCCAUCCACUCCCUGGAGCCCCGGGCGAGCCUCUGGCUGCAGCUUGCCGUAGUGUGGCUUGGCCCUCGAUGGUCACCACAGCCCGUUGGCCAUUCUCAGCCUUCUCACUACGUCCGCGAGCGCACGAGUCCGGGAUGGCGCUGCCAGGGGCUCCAGCAGGGCGUCGGGAGGGGCGUGUUUUGCAUUUUGCUUUGCUUUGCUUUUUAGCUCCUGUGUUUCUUUGGAAUUUUCUCCUCCAAUGUUUUGUUCUCCCACCCUACACCCUUCCCAGCCUUCUACCCCUUGGAUUUCCAAGACCAUUAUCCCUAAGAAAAAAGGUUUCUAUUCCUUCAGCAAACAUUUGUCGAGCAUCAGACGCUACCGUGUGCCAAAUACUGGAGGGGCAGCAGGGACAGAUAGAAGCCGUCUGUCCACAAGGAGCAUGGUUUCCAUGCUGUCAGUGCUUGUCACCUGCUCGGUCUGGUUUCAGGGAGCGUUUGCUGCACUCCUGGUGUCCAGCUCUGCCGAGGGAGGGCAGGUUGUGGUCAUAGGCUUGGGUUUCCCAUGGUCCCUGGCCUCGUCAUAGUCUCUGCAGAAUUUGCCAUCCUGCUCUGCUCUUUCUGCCCAGGUGACCACUCACUGGUGGCUCAGCCACGGCAGGGCAGAGACCAGGCAGCUGGGCCGCGUCGGUGGCCGUCUGCUCUCCUGCCUGCGCUGGGUACGCUCCAGAGCAGCAGGCUAUGGUCACGUGGCUGCAGGCUCACCUCCCACCCCCUCUACCCCAUGGGCGUGAGCAAGUGUCAGGCACAGCCUGCGAGCUCCCCCAAGGGGGGCCUGGGCCUCAAGCUCCCUUUUGGGAGCCCCAUGCCUGCCAUGUGGUGGGAGGUUUGUACCCCAGCGUUGGAGUGGGCUCUCCAUUUCCCCCAGGCAUGUGUGUCUCUGAGAAGGAAGGGAACCCAGCAUGCCCUUAUUUCUAAUGUCUGGUGAUUGGAGGCAGGUGGAAGUCAUGGAUGUAGAUGUUGAGAGAGAGAAAAUAGCAAAAGAGAUCGAGGAACUAGAAAGGAUCUUAGAUCCCAGCUCCUCGACCAUCAACGGAGAGGUCUCGGAAUCGAGUCUCGGUUCAGAUUCUGAAGGAGAUUUGCUGCUCAGCGAGGACUCCGACGCCCCCAGUCCCCCAGUCUCGGAAGAAGAGCGGUGGGGUGACAUCAGCAAUGAUGAGGAUGACCCCAAGGACAGAAACCUCCCCGAGGACCCGGAGACCUGCCUGCAGCUCAACAUGGUUUACCAGGAGGUCAUCCGGGAGAAGAUCACGGAGGUUACUCUGCUGCUGGCCCAGAACCAGCAGCAGCAGGAGGAGAUCACGUGGGAGCUGGCUGGUUCCAAAGGCCCCAAGGUGAAGGACGGCAAGGGCCUGCCCUCCAACGUGUACAUCGGGCACUUCAUGAAGCCCUACUUCAAGGACAGGGUCACUGGAGUGGGACCUCCUGCCAACGAGGACACCCGGGAGAAGGCAGCCCAGGGCAUCAAGUCCUUCGAGCAGCUCCUCGUGACCAAAUGGAAGAACUGGGAAAAGACCUUGCUCAGAAAGUCAGUGGUGAGCGACCGCCUUCAGCGUUUGCUUCAGCCCAAGCUACUGAAGCUCGAGUACUUACAGCAGAAACAGAGCAAGGCUGCCGGCGAGCCAGAGAGGCAGGUCCUCGAGAAGCAGAUCCAAGAAGCAGAGAAGGACAUCCAGGAGAUCAACCAGCUCCCGGAAGAGGCCUUGUUGGGGCACAGACUGGACAGCCACGAUUGGGAGAAGAUCUCCAACAUCAACUUUGAAGGUGGCCGCAGUGCGGAGGAGAUCCGGAAGUUCUGGCAGAACUGUGAGCACCCCAGCAUCAACAAACAAGAGUGGAGCCGGGAGGAGAUUGAGCUGCUGAAAGAGGUUUCAGCCCGGCACGGCCACCUGGAGUGGCAGAAGAUUGCAGCGGAGCUGGGGACCAACCGCGGCGCCUUCCAGUGCCUGCAGAAGUUCCAGCAGCACAACAAGGGCCUGAAGCGCAGUGAGUGGACGGAGGAGGAGGACCGCCUGCUGUCCCAGCUGGUGCAGGAGAUGCGCGUUGGGAGCCACAUCCCCUACCGGAGGAUUGUCUACUACAUGGAAGGGAGAGACUCCAUGCAGCUCAUCUACCGCUGGACCAAGAGUCUGGACCCUGGCUUGAAGAAGGGCUUCUGGGCCCCCGAGGAGGAUGCUAAGUUACUUCAAGCUGUUGCCAAAUAUGGAGAACAUGACUGGUUUAAAAUCCGGGAAGAGGUGCCAGGUAGGAGUGACGCCCAGUGCCGAGACCGAUAUGUGAGAAGAUUAUAUUGUGGCUUAAAAAAGGGACGAUGGAAUUCAAAAGAAGAAGAAAAAUUAAUAGAAUUAAUAGAAAAACAUGGUGUUGGUCACUGGGCAAAAAUAGCUUCUGAACUCCCCCACCGGACAGGCUCUCAGUGUCUGAGCAAGUGGAAGAUCCUGAUGAGGAAGGGACAGAGCCACCAGCACAGGCGGCGGAGGCCCCGUCAGCGCGCCCGCUGGAGCUCCAGCAGCAGUGGCAGCAGCGGGGGCAGUGGAGAGAGCAGCAGCAGCAGCAGCAGCAGUGAGGACUCGGAGACGGAGCUGGAGGAAGGGCCAGGGGUCGCAGAGGACGGGACGGCACUGCCUCUAGCCGAGUAUGUGGUGCCAAACGUGGACCUGUGGGUUCCUGCCAGGCAGCGCGCCCACCAGCCGUGGACAGCAGCGGCAGGGGGCUGGCCGGGACACUCCGCUGGCCCUCCCAAGGAAGCCAGGGCCACCCACGGUGGCAGCAAAGAAGCUUCUGGCUCAGACUUGGCACCCAGAGAGGACGUGAGCCUGGCACAGGCACCCACUGGGCUCUGCAGCUCUGUCCUGCGAGGCAUUUGGGACUCACGCUCCACGGACACGCACCCAGCUUGCUCAGAGUUGCUGGAGGAUAAGGGUGGGAAGUGUCUGCUGAAGGUGCCGCCGGAGACUGUGCUGCGGGUGCUCAGGGCCAACACGGCCACCCGGUGCCGGAAGCAGAAGGAGAAGCUGAGGCAGCCACCCCCGCCUGGCUCGCCCCUGGUUUCUGGUCCGGGCAGCACCUCAGCUGGGAACCCUGUGCUGCGGCCGUGGCCCACCUCCAGCCCGAGGGGGCAGCGGCGCCGGAGGCACACCCUGCAGAGGAGGCUGCUGGACCGCCAGCUCCUGAUGGCCGUGAGCCCAUGGGUGGGCGACAUCACCCUGCCUCGCGCACAGGCACCCAGGAGGCCCCCCGGGGUGCAGACUCGAGCCGACAACAUCAGGAUGCAGUUGCAGGGCGCCCAGCUGGCCAGCACCCCUGUGUUUGCCCUCUUCAUUCAGCUGCUCCAGAUCGACACAGACGGCUGCAUGCAGGUCAUCCGGGAGAGGAGGGCUCAGCCACCCACGGCGCCCCAGGCGGGCUCCAGGCACCUGGCACGGUCUCCUCUUCAGGUGCCUCUGAGUGCCCAGAACGCCCCAGGCUGCGUCCUUCCAAGGGUGCCAGCCCGAGUAGCCACGAAGAAGAGCACUAGCCACCAAGGGGAUGGGGGGCCAGGGGCCUGCCGAUCCGAGGCAGUGCUCAAGGCUCCCCUGCCAGCUCCUUCCGGGCCCCGGCCAAAGCCCAAGACCGUGUCUGAGCUGCUGCGGGAGAAGCGGCUGCGGGAGGCCCGGGCCAGGAAGGCCGUCCCAGGCCCGGUGGUCCUGUCCCCCCAGAUUCUGCUUUCCUCGCCCCUGAUCCUACAGUCACCACUGCCGCCAGCGCCCCAAAGACCCCCAGCCACAGGCCCAGCCCUCUCAAGCACAGUACUCCCUGGGCUCAGUGUCCCCACCCUGGCCAGUCCCAAGCCCUCUGGCUGCAGCUCCUUGCAGGAGGCCGAGACCUCAGCCAGGCAAGAGAGACCCCCCGCUCUGCAGGUGCCGCACCCUUCCUCCACACCGCCCUCUGAGGCCUCGGCCAGCACCCCAGCCCUGGGCCCCAGCCAGAUGCCUGUGAGCUGUGUGGGACAGUCUCAGGCUCCCGCCACGUGCCGGAAGCAGGGCCUGCCCGAGCCGCCACUCUUCCUCCCUGCAGCCCCCAGCCCCACUCAGCUGCCUGUGCAGCCCCUCAGUCUGAUGCCAGCUCUGGGCCAGUGCAGGGGGGCGCCCCUUGUGAGAGCCAGACCCCCCUUGCCCAUCACCUGGGUGCUGACAGCCCAGGGCCUACUCCCCGUGUCUGUGCCAGCCAUGGGGGACCUUCCCAGGCCAGAGCAGCCAGGUGGGACCCCCAAGGUGGCCCCUGAGCUGGGGCUGCUAGCCCAAGGGCCAUCAGUUGCUCUGCCUCCUGCCCGGACUGAGACACCAGGGGGCCCAAGGCCCUGGACCCCCACACUGCACCACCCUCGGGAACCCCCUGCAGACUUGGCACCAGCGGCCCUCUCCAGGACAGACCCCUCCCAAAGCCCUGCUGGGGUGGACAGUGAUGUGGCCUGUGCCCCUCGGGAGCUCUCUCCCACCAGAGAGGCCACUGCAGCUCCUGUCCCACCUGACAUGCCCUCCCAGACCAUGCCCCCAGGCGCCCAUCCUGAGACAGAGACACCCUCAUUCAGCCAACCCCUCCUCCACAGCGGGGCUUGCCCAAGCGGUGGUACAGGAGGGGUCCCGGGGCUCCCCACUGGGACAGGACAGCCCAGGGGGCCCCUGGUCCUGGGGCCGACACCCCAGCCUGGGGCUGAUAGGCGGGCCCUGGACCUGAGCCUCAUCUCACAGGAGAGUGUGGCAGCUGCCCAGGAGUGGCUGCGGGGGUGGCGAGGGGUGCGUGUGCCCCCCCUGGGGAACAGGCUGCCCUACCAGCCCCCUGCCCUGGGCAGCCUGAGGACCCUGGCCGGCCUCCUGCUGCACAAGAAGGCUUUGGAGUGCAGGGCUGCCACCCUGGCCGGGUCCGGUGAGGUGGCCGGGCAUGAGGGGUGCCCCCCGGCAGCAGCGCUGCAGGCCUCACUCGGCCUGGUGCAGGGGCAGCUGCGGGACAGCCCGGCCUACCUGCUGCUGAAGACACGCUUCCUGGCGGCCUUCACCCUCCCUGCACUGCUUGCCACUUUGCCCCCUCGCGGCGUCCACACCACCCUUUCGAUAAUUGCCAGCGAGGACUCUGAGAGUGAGGACGGGGACUUUCUAGGGGAGCUGGAAGCCCCUGACAGGGCGGCCCUCCAGCACGGGCAACCCAGCUGUGUGGCCAGCCCCCCCCAGCUGGAGUCACAGGAAACCCUAAAUGCUGGCAAGGGCUUUGCCACCUCCUGCCUAGAAACUUCUGAUGACCUGGAUGUGCUCAGAACCAGGCGCUCACGGCACGUCCGCAAGCGGAGGAGGCUGAUGUGAGCGGGGUACCUCCUGGCCUGGAAGCUUCUGCUGCUGCUCAGGAAGGCAGGGCCCAGCUAGAUUUGGAGAGCUGCCCACCGCAGGAGGGAGAACACAGCGGGAGCUGCCUGCCUAUGGAUGCCACCAACUCCCGUCCCCAUCCCCCCUGCACUGUGGUCCCAGGCCCCUGCUGUGACCUGUGGCCCCACAGACCUGUUUCCUCCCCGGGCAAAGUCUGAAUAUUUGAAGGAAUACGACAAACAUUAUUUUUCAAUUAAAAAGCAAAGCAUAGGC